This is a messenger RNA of Mytilinidion resinicola, 1945 nucleotides long. RefSeq lists its product as uncharacterized. Gene Ontology annotation, biological process: amino acid transmembrane transport. Gene Ontology annotation, cellular component: membrane. The transcript is spliced from 8 exons. The record is from RefSeq and is a predicted model, not a curated record. Bases 15 to 1718 code for a protein of 567 amino acids. Gene Ontology annotation, molecular function: amino acid transmembrane transporter activity. NCBI's taxonomy places the organism in Eukaryota, Fungi, Ascomycota, Dothideomycetes, Mytilinidiales, Mytilinidiaceae.
CCCCCCCCCCAACCAUGAGUCUGAAACCCGAAAAUGGAGGUCUUGCUGAGAAGGAUAUCAACGCUGCUCCGGCCUUCAGUAGUGACCCAGAAAAUUUGGUCGAAGUCAGCGAGAACAGGCUUCACCAAGAUCUGAAAGGCAGACACAUGCAGAUGAUUGCCAUUGGUGGUGCAAUUGGUGCUGGCCUGUUUGUUGGCUCUGGCAGUGCUUUUAUAACUGGUGGACCUGCUUCUGUGCUUCUUGGUUUCAUGAUUGUUGGCGGCAUGGUCUACCUCGUCAUGCAAGCUCUCGCAGAAAUGGCUGUCAUGUACCCGAUCAACGGAGCCUUCACUAUGUACAUCUGCCGCUUCGUUGAUCCCUCUUGGGGUUUCGCUUGCGGCUGGCAGUAUGCCAUCAGCUGGCUGACUGUCCUUCCUUUUGAGAUCUCAGCUGCUUGCAACAUCAUCCACUACUGGCCCGGAUCGGACGGCGUCAACAACGCUGCUUGGAUCGUCCCACUGCUUGUCGCUUUGGUUGCCAUCCAGAUCUUUGGCGUGAGGGGCUAUGGCGAGGUCGAGUUCGUCCUCAGUGUUAUUAAGGUUAUCGCUUGCACAGGCUUCAUAAUUCUUGGAAUAAUCAUUAACUGCGGCGGCGUUCCAACAGAUCACAGAGGCUAUAUUGGUGCAAAAUACUGGCACUCGCCUUACACUGCAUUCCUCAACGGCUUCCACGGCUUUUGUACUGUUUUCGUUACAGCAUCGUUCGCUUAUACUGGAACUGAGCUCACUGGACUAGCUGCUGCCGAGACUGCCAACCCUGCAAAGGAAAUUCCAAAAGCUUCCAAGCAGGUUGUUUGGCGUAUCGCCAUUUUCUAUAUCGUCAACCUCUUCCUUAUUGGGUUGAUCGUACCAGCCAACAGUACCUUGCUCACUGGCGCAGGAUCCGAAUCCCGUCACUCACCUUUCGUCGUCGCCAUUCAGCUCGCUGGCAUCAAGGCCCUCCCAUCAAUUUUCAACGCUGUUAUCUUGAUUUCUGUUAUGAGUGUCGCCAACUCCUGCACUUUCGGCUCGACCCGCACGAUGCAGGCUCUGGCCGCACAUGGCAUGGGUCCCAAGUUGUUUGCUUAUGUUGACAAAAAGGGACGUCCUAUUUCUGUGGUCAUCCUUCAACUCCUCUUUGGAUGCUUAGCUUUCAUCAAUUUGGCGAAGAAUGGUGGAGAUGUUUUUACUUGGCUUUUAUCAUUGUCAGGUCUUUCCAUACUAUUCAUUUACGGCAGUAUCGCUUUGGCUCAUAUUCGCUUCCGCAAGGCCUGGGCCGCCAAUGGUCACUCCGUAGACGAGCUGCCCUUCAGGGCCGCCUUCGGUGUUUGGGGCUCCUGGGUGUGCUUGAUCAUCAACGUCCUCUGCCUUAUCGCACAAUUCUACGUCGCGCUGUACCCAGUCGGGGGUCCCAACUUGGAUGCUAAAACGUUCUUCGAAGCAUACCUCGCCGGUCCUUUCCUUAUCGGCCUAUACGUGAUCUGGAAGGUCUACAGCUGGUUCGUCCGACCAGAAGAUCGCCCACUAUACGUCAAAAUAAAGGAUGUUGAUAUCUACACUGGUAUGAGAGAGAGUCAGCGAGCCAUUAGUGGUGUAGGUGUCUCGGAGGAGCAGAGACGCGCUAGCAUCGCCGAAAUGCAAGAUGGGAAGAAGAGAGGUCCUAUGGAUUACAUCGUGGCUGGUAUCAGAAAUAUCUUCUAAAUUGUAGCAAGAUCAUCGUUCGCGAAUACCGUAAAGACGGUCGAGAACGACGACUGGGCCGCCAUUGAGAGUCUACGUCCGCCAGCAGAGGCUUUGUUCUCCAUCUAAUAACAAUCUUAUUGUUUGCUAGAACAAAGAGAGUUGGGCAUAUUUCCUUAUCUUCUUAGACAUUGGGUGUAUAUACAGUCACAGUUGAUCAAUCUAUAAGGUGCACGUUCCUCUACAAA